This is a messenger RNA of Pipistrellus kuhlii (Kuhl's pipistrelle), 1219 nucleotides long. RefSeq names its product zinc finger protein 581 (gene ZNF581). Gene Ontology annotation, molecular function: RNA polymerase II transcription regulatory region sequence-specific DNA binding; DNA-binding transcription factor activity, RNA polymerase II-specific. Gene Ontology annotation, biological process: regulation of transcription by RNA polymerase II. The record is from RefSeq and is a predicted model, not a curated record. NCBI's taxonomy places the organism in Eukaryota, Metazoa, Chordata, Mammalia, Chiroptera, Vespertilionidae. Gene Ontology annotation, cellular component: nucleus. The transcript is spliced from 2 exons. The coding region runs from base 515 to 1114 and encodes 199 amino acids.
CCAGGCGCUGCCCCUCCUGGGCCGGGUGCCCGCCCCGCCGCCCGGGAGCCUGUGCCGGGGACUUGCUCUCUCCCAGCCCCGGUGUUCUGCUCCCGAGCGGGGAGCCGUGGGCCCGGACGCGUGGAGGCUUGACCGGAGCACACGCGCGGCCCCUGAUGUGUCUGCCCUCCCGCCCCGCCCCCCGUUCUCAAUAAACAUUCCGCACCGCGCCGUCGAGUCCUCUUUUGCGUCCGGGGCGCGCGGCGGCCGGGCCGCAGGCGCCUGGGAACCUUUCUGUGGGCGCGUGUUUCUGGCCGGAGCACUUUCCCGGGGGCCCCAGCGCCCCGCUCCCCUCCCUCCCCUGGACCCUCUUCUCUGUCCCCCGGUCCGCGGUGCCCUUAGCGGCGUCGCCAGCCCCUGGGGGACCCGCAGAGCUCCCCCCCAGCCCCCGUCCCGCCGCCGCGGGGUAGCCCGGGCCCGUUCCGUACCGCCCGGACUGGAGAGGCUGCUGCACCGGGCCUCAGCCGCCCUCCGGAUGCUGGUGCUGCUGCCCCCCUGCCCUCGGCCCCCGGCGCUGCCCUCGGCAGCGGCCAUGGAGGACCCGCCCCCGGGGGCAGGCCGGUCCCCGGAACCCAGACCUUCCUCCUCCACGGGAUCCCCCCAGCCCUCGUCCCCUCCGAGGCCCAGCCGCUACCUGCUCAUUGACACCCAGGGCGUCCCGUACACCGCGCUGGUGGAGGAGGAGGAGGAGGCGCCGAGGCAGCCCGGGCCCGCUGGGACUUCCGCUCCAAAAAAGGGUUACAGCUGCCCCGUGUGCUCCCGCGUGUUCGAGUACAUGUCCUACCUGCAGCGACACAGCAUCACGCACUCGCAGGUGAAGCCCUUCGAGUGCGACACCUGCGGGAAGGCGUUCAAGAGGGCCAGCCACCUGGCGCGCCACCACUCCAUCCACCGGGCCGGCGGGGGGCGGCCCCACGGCUGCCCGCUCUGCCCGCGCCUCUUCCGGGAGGCGGGCGAGCUGGCCCAGCACAGCCGGGUCCACUCUGGGGAGCGCCCGUUCCCGUGCCCGCACUGCCCGCGCCGGUUUAUGGACCAGAACACGCUGCAGAAGCACACGCGGUGGAAGCACCCGUGAGCCGGGCCGGCUGCAGGUCACCCACCCCCUGGUACCUCGGCAUCUGGGGGAGCCUGGACCCCUGGGGUCCUCAGACACCCAGAGGGCCCCCGAGGCUGGAUGCAA